Molecule: messenger RNA, 1305 nt
Organism: Anopheles funestus (African malaria mosquito)
Lineage: Eukaryota; Metazoa; Arthropoda; Insecta; Diptera; Culicidae
Product: enhancer of rudimentary homolog
Exons: 3
Coding region: 301-612 (103 amino acids)
Source: RefSeq, a predicted model, not a curated record
ACCAGGGGGCGCUAUCACCAAUACGCUUCGGCACCGAGAAGUGUCAAUUAUAUUUGUGUGCAGCGUCAAACUUUUAACAUAGCAACCGGAGGAAAGAUUAAUUUCCAAGUUUUUUGGAAUUAAUACGAAAUAUCAACAGUGGUCAAUAUUUACCUAUGUGUAACUUAUUAGUCUGUUAAUUGGGAGCUACUUUUUUCUGCAAGGCACGGCGUUUUCCAUCAAUCGUAUCCUUCUAUCAAUUUCGGCAUUUUUAACAAGACGCAUCCCUAACCUCAACCAGUCGGAACAUCGGUCACCAGAAUGUCACACACCAUUUUGCUGAUACAACCGGGUCAGCAUCCCGAAACCCGCACCUACUGUGAUUAUGAAAGUGUUAACGAGUGUUUGGAGGGUGUGUGCAAGAUCUAUGAGGAACAGCUGAAACGAUCCCACCCGAAUACGCCGACCAUCACCUACGACAUUAGCCAGCUUUUUGAUUUUGUCGAUCAGCUUAUAGAUCUUAGCUGUCUCGUGUACCAGAAAUCUACCAACACCUACGCUCCGUACAGCAAGAAGUGGAUAAAGGAGAAAAUUUACGUACUAUUGAAACAGGCGGCCGGCAACACCGCGUAACGUUGUAUCAAUUACUGUAAAAUGUUCCCAUACUGUAUUGAUUAUCUAAGGUCGGAUAAAUAGCAGAACCGAUAACACUCUACUAUUCUGCGUGUCCGAAUUAGAGCCUCGUCCCCAAUAUGCAGAACUAUAUCCCUAGCCAUUAGGCAAGAGAAGCCAAAACCGACAACGGUUGAAAUAGUUAUGUACAAAACGACUAUUACUUAUAGUUUUAUAAUCCCUUUUUGUUUUUUUCUUUUUCUCUGCGCUCACUAAAUUGUGUAAGAAGAAAUGUUAAAUAUGUAUUAUAGAAAAAGAAACAUACAUUAACUAAAUAAGCACGAGCGUGAACCAAUCUUCGUAGGAAUAGAGAAAAUGUAACAAUGAAAUACUUAUUUGUGAACUCGAAACCUUUUCUUAAGAUGCUGAAAUAAACGGAAUAGGUUUAACAAAAUUGAAUUUCAAACCUGUUUUUUAACAUUUAUUGAACUAUCACGGUUGAUAAAAGAUAUUGUUUUUGAUAUGAAACAAAAAAUAAAGCGUCAUUAAAAUUUGUACACUUGUUUGCUAUUUCAUCCUUCAAAACAUGUCUUAUGAGAGUAUUAUUUACGUCGAACCAAUUAGAGGAUUGUGAAAACAUGAAACAGUCAAAUCUAUCUACACCAAUUAGGUACCGUUGCUACAUUUCCAGUGAAAGAAAAACAAUCAUAACAA